Messenger RNA from Anguilla anguilla (European eel), 8120 nucleotides. It is a transcript of the gene slc12a9, whose product is annotated as solute carrier family 12 member 9. Gene Ontology annotation, biological process: cell volume homeostasis; potassium ion import across plasma membrane; chloride ion homeostasis. Gene Ontology annotation, molecular function: potassium:chloride symporter activity. Lineage: Eukaryota; Metazoa; Chordata; Actinopteri; Anguilliformes; Anguillidae. The record is from RefSeq and is a predicted model, not a curated record. The coding region runs from base 3618 to 6392 and encodes 924 amino acids. The transcript is spliced from 14 exons. Gene Ontology annotation, cellular component: membrane.
UAUGGUUAUACACUUUGCUGUACGUCGCUCUGGAUAAGAGCGUCUGCCAAAUGCCUGUAAUGUAAUGUAAUGUAAUGUUUAAGGGAGUAACUAUUGACUGCUGAUCUUCCUACAAGCUUCUGUCACAUGCUGAGAGUUAAACACUUACUCAUCCCCUCAAUGGUGCUGUCAUCAACAAGAUGUUCCACCACCCACUAUGCUUUGUAUGGAUAAAUGUUUUGUGUGCAUCAGUGAUGUUGGAUUGUAAUGCAAUACAAUGUUAGUAAGUGCCAUGCCAUGUUAUGAAGUGUGGGACUUUUAAGGACUUUAGGGUUUGGGGGUUUAUGUAUACUUUCUUUUUCUUAGGUUUUCUGGGCAGUUUUUCUAAGUGUCGUAUUAUCACUUUGAAGAUAAAAUAGUCUUUGUGGUAGUAUUUGUGGAAUUUCUGGAAAUUUUCAUUACUUCCAAAUUUCUUAUUUGCCUUCAUUGAUCAAGGACAGGACUGUUUUGAGUGUCCUAUGGGCCAAAUGCAGCCUGCCAUAGACUUGGUGUUGAUUCUUUGAAGAGAAGACAAACCAAAAGUGACCAAUUUUAAAGAUUUCUGCCACUAUAUAUUUAGGCCGUGUAUUUAAAAAAUUUAAUUAAAUUUGAAAAAAAAAAAAACCUUAGGUAGAGAAUAAUUCCAUUUCUUUCGUACAAUCACACAAAAAGAGGAGUUUUACUUAAAAAUAAUCUUACACAUGACUUUCCUCAAAAUAGCCUCCUUUGACUUUAAAUACAGUUAAAUUAUUGGAAGUCUAUCCAAACAUUAGGCAAAUGGGGGUGGGUGAGAGAUGGAGGGGUAGUUAUGCAUUAAGUCUUUUUAAACCGCAGAUAACCUAAUAGCAUUGGCCUGAAGUAUACGUAAAAUUGACACUAAAGCUGCUAGAAAUAUGGCAAAGAAGAAGGUGUUAGGCUUAGAUAUGCAAGGCCAUGUAAACAUAUUCUGGCAAGGUUAUUCCCUGCAAGAAAUUGCAAAUAAGCUUAAGAUUUUCAGAUGCAGUGUUCAGUACACACUUGGAAGGGUCCAACAGAUGGGCAGUAAUGUUAACAGGAGAAGACCAAGACAAUCAACAGGCAUUAAACAUAUAUCUUGUGGUGUCUAGCAAAAUAAACAGAAAGUCUGGAUUCGUUCUGAUCAACUUAAAACCAGUGCCUUUGCCAACCCCAAAGACACUUGAUGUAGUAUCACAGCCCAAUAUUGCAUGCCUAAAGAAGAUACAUUUGCAGGCUUUGCUACCUAGGUCUUUUUUUAGGUUGUGAAUGUUCCACACUUUCAUCUUUUUUGCAGCCUAUUUGGGCUCUGGUCUAAAGAAGAUCUUAUGGCUUUCUAGAUUUGCGUGGUGGCACAGCAGAGCCAGCAGAUCUGUAUCUUCAACAACAACAGUGUCUUGUGUUCUUGCCACCUGCACUGCUGUCUGCACUAUCAACAGGUCGGCAUCUCCAUCACUAUGAACAAUUCUGAAGCCCUCUUCCUCAAGCUUCAUCCCCAUGAGGUUAAUCAUCCUUUGUUUGUUGGCUUUAUUUGGCAAGAAAUGAUCCUACUGUAAUUUACAGGUCAUGUCUUCUGUAAAAUUGAUUGUUGGCUCCAUGUGUCCUUUGCUGUGACGUUGAUGGGUGCUGUCCGUAGUAGAUGGCCCCCCUUCAUAUCCAUCAAAUACAAUCAUGGUUGAUUGGCCAUAUUUCUUCUGUACAUAGUCUAUGUACAUCUUUGCAAUGGCACCAUAGGUUAUUCCACAAGGCCAAGGUAACCUUUGCAUGAGAGAGCCUCUGUCUAGAACAUACUGAACGUCAUGUGAGGCGCAAUUCUCAUCAAGUGUAUGUUGAGCCCACAUAGCAUCUGCAAGUGCUGGUUUGUUUGCUUUUCUCAUCAUCCCCAAUGUUGUCACAAUGCAGGAGGUUGUGCACACAAUUCAUGCUUGAAAAUUUCAUCACGAUUCUCCAUGUUUUCUGAAGUAGCAAUGUAGCGCUGGAACAAAAGCUCAGGAGCGAUUUUCACAAUCUCCCCAUCAGCUUUGAUUCCAUGCUUGGCUGCUAGGGUAACUGCCAGGUCUUUUCUCCUGAAAGUGUACUGCGCAACAUUUUCUCCUUCCAUUUUGUGCAGAAUAUUCAAACCUACAUCUUUGGCCCUGUCUACAUUGACAGAAUUAUCAGCAGUCACCCCACUAGCAAUGUUGCGGAGGGAAGGGUCUGAUGUGAAAGGGUUGCAAUUUUGUUGGUAAUUUUCAAGCUCCUCAAUGUCUUUUUGAUCCCUUUCAAUUCUUGCAUGCAUGCUUUCCUUGUGCUGUUCACUUGUAGUGAAUGCUGUACCUGUGACAUCUUGCAUGGCAUUGUUGACCUCUGCACAUGCAGGCAUUGACAGCAACCAGGUUACACGCUGCAACUCUGUCAUGCCUCUUCCCCUAGUCAGACCAUCAUUUGUCUUCAUACUUUCAUCCCUUUCCAUUAAUUGUAACAUUAGAACAUAUUAGCCACAAUUCUAUGUUUAAAAUAUUGUUUGUUUUUGUUGCCCAUGUUAUGUUAGGUGGGCACCUACCCACCCUGAGUCAAUGGGCACAACGCUACUAACACUGAUUUAAACUACAGAUUUAUACAAAUAAAUAUGUUUUCUAGGUUUCAGGUUUCAUUAUAAUACAGGAAACAUCCAAUAAACACGAUUUGAGCACAGAUUUUUCAUGUUUAAUAUGACCAGAACAAAUGAAGGAUACACAAAAAAAAACUUUUGUGUAUCAGUAAAAUGUAGUUUUCCGGUCUUUGACCUAUGCACAAAUGACGUCAAUUUUGACAGUGUUCCGCCACUUCGAUUUUCAUGGACUUUUGGUAUGUUAAAUGGGAAGGUUUCAUGAGCUGAAUACAACAAAAAUCAUUGCUGUUGCAAUUGUCCUGAGUUGGGUGAAAUUUUUUCACAGAUUGCCUAGUCUAUUAUUGUUAUAAUGAAGAUAGCAGUUCGACAAUGCAAAUAGAAACAAGUGGAUUUAGCGCUGGAAAAAAACCAGACCAGAAUAGGAACGCCCCGAUUGACACACCCUUUCGUGUCUACGCAGUCUCAGCUGACCAAUCGUAACUUGUUAUUAAAACCCCUGGCUUAGCACACUCAUUCAAAGUCACAUGAGCGAAAAAGAAUGCCAAGACCGCGGUCGCCAGCUACCCAGCAUCUUCUCUGUUCGUGAGAUCUUAGGGGGAAGUUCACGUGGCUUGCGGUCUGUCUUCUUUUAUCUUGCAUACAGUAGCGGAAAACGGACCACAGUCUGGCCUGGUGUAUUUCCGUUAGCCUACGAACUAUUUUGAAUGAAAAAGAAGUUUGAUGUGACGAUUAUGCAGCUAGGUGGCGAUGGCUCUGCAUAUUUAUGACAAGAAUGAUAGCGAACAUUAGUUAUCGGUCUUACAACUUGUGCAGAAUAGACAUGCUGCGAUGACAGUCGCUACCAGAAUUUCAGCUUGCCAUGCGUGGCAGUUUGUUGGUUUUCUGAACUAAGAUAUCAACUAGUCCAAAGAAGUUCGUCUGAAACACCUGGACGAAGCAUUUAAUUGACUGCAAAUCGAUCAACCUUUACCGAAAACUCCACGCAGGGACAGUAAUUGAAUGUGAUUUUGAAGUGAUGGCGAACGAGCGCACCGCCCUGAUUGGCCAUGGAGUAUACAGUGUACAGAAUGAAUCAGAGAUGUCCGGCUCAGGGCAGCAGGGAAAUGGCUCUGUCCACACAAGUGGUCACAGCGCCACCCCCCGCAGCCUCAACACCUUCUUCGGUGUGAUAGUACCAACCGUGCUGUCCAUGUUCAGCAUCGUACUGUUCCUCAGAACCGGGUUUGUUGUUGGGCAUGCUGGGCUACUCCAGGGACUCCUCAUGCUGGCUGUGGCCUAUUUCAUCAUCUCUCUGACAAUACUGUCCAUUUGUGCCAUCUCCACCAAUGGGGCAGUGGAGGGGGGUGGGGCUUAUUAUAUGAUCAGUCGAUCCCUGGGACCAGAGUUUGGUGGUAGCAUUGGACUAAUGUUCUACCUGGCCAAGGUUUGCGCAUGUGGAGUCUAUGUUCUGGGACUGGUGGAAGCCAUACUGAACAUUUUUGGGCGGGACCCAGGCUCCUCGGUGUCGGAGGGGAUCCGGGUCCUGCCGCAGGGCUACUGGUACACAGUGCUAUACGCGGCCGUGGUGCUGCAGCUCUGCCUGCUGGUCUGCCUGGUGGGCGCUCACAUGUACUCGCGCGCCUCCUUCCUCAUCCUGUUGGUGGUGACCGUGGCGCUGGUGUCCGUCCUGGUCAGCCCCCUGGCCGUGCGGCCUCGCGACUUCACCAUCAGCCACCAGUGUGUCGCCAACGGGACCUGCGUUUACAACACCACUUACACGGGCUUCAACUCCACCACUCUGAGAAGGAACCUUGGACCGGGAUAUUCUCUUGAUUACAGCACUAACACUGUCAUGUCCUUUGCCACUGUGUUUGCGGUCAUGUUUACCAGCUGCACAGGAAUCAUGGCUGGGGCAAACAUGUCAGGGGAACUGAAGAAUCCCAGUGUAGCAAUUCCAAAGGGCACUAUCAUUGCAGUUUUUUACACCUUCUGUGUGUAUGUGAUCCUCUUUAUCCUGGUCAGCUCCACAUGUGACAGGGUUCUGCUGAUCCAGGACUAUGGCUUCUUCCAGCGUAUCAACGUUUGGCCGCCCUUUGUCAUCAUCGGGGUGUACUGUGCCUCCCUGUCGGCUGCCAUGUGCUCCUUGAUUGGGGCCUCCCGAAUUCUGCACGCCCUUGCGCUGGACCAGCUCUUUGGAAUGCCGUUGGCACCAGCAGCCAUUACCUCCAAGUCGGGGAACCCAUGGGUGGCAGUUCUGUACACCUGGGCUCUAGUUCAGUGUGUGGUUUUUGCUGGGCAGCUGAACAUCAUUGCUGGCCUGGUCACAGUCUUCUACUUGCUGGCCUAUGCUGCUGUUGACCUGGCCUGCCUCGCACUUGAAUGGGCAUCGGCUCCCAACUUCAGGCCAACAUUCCAGUUCUUCUCCUGGCACACCUGUCUUUUGGGCAUCAUAAGCUGUUUGGUGAUGAUGUUUGUCAUCAACCCUUUCUACUCUUCUGCCAGCAUUGUGGUGCUACUGCUCCUGCUCCUCAUCCUCCACUACAGAUCCCCCACCAGCAGCUGGGGUUACAUCAGCCAAGCACUCAUCUUCCACCAGGUACGGAAAUACCUGCUGAUGCUGGACGUGCGGAAAGAGCAUGUGAAGUUCUGGCGGCCGCAGGUGUUGCUGAUGGUGGCUAACCCCCGCUCCUCCUGCCAGCUCAUCACCUUCAUCAACCAGCUGAAGAAGGGGGGGCUUUAUGUGCUGGGACACGUGCAGCUGGGAGAUCUGGAUGUCUUACCGACAGAUCCCAUCCAGGCCCACUAUACCUUCUGGCUGAGUCUGGUGGAUAAGCUGGGGGUGAAGGCCUUUGUGGACCUGACUCUGUCUCCCUCUGUCAGACAGGGAACGCAACACCUGCUGCGAAUCACAGGACUGGGAGGCAUGAAGCCCAAUACCCUGGUUUUGGGUUUCUAUGACAACUCUGUCCCGGAGGAUUACUUCCUGCAGGACCCCGUGUUCUGUCCAGGAUCUAGGGCACAGUUGAGCGGCAGGGGGGGCAACGAUUUUGGGGUGGACCUGGCCUCCCUGCAAGCCCACUUCCCCCCGGUCCGGGGCACAGAGUGCCCGCGCUGCCUUUCCGCAGAGGAGUACGUGGGCAUCAUCUCUGAUGCCAUUAAAAUGGGCAAGAACGUCUGCCUGGGGCGCUACUUCUUCCAGCUGGAGGGGGAGUGGGCGGCGCCCAAAAGCGACGGGGCGGAGUGGACCGUUGACGUGUGGCCACUCAACCUGCUCCAGCCCGAGAGCGGCGGGUACGUGGACGUCUGCAGCCUCUUCCUGCUUCAGAUGGCCUGUGUUCUCAACAUGUCCCCCAGGUGGCGACGUGCGAGGCUCCGGAUCUUCCUGUGCGUGGAGGCUGCCUUGGGGGACCAAGGCUGGAUGGUGAAGGAGGAGACCCUGCGUGACCUACUGGGGAAACUGCGAAUCCGGGCUUCCAUAAAGAUAGUGCCGUGGGAUGCCGUGGUGAAGCUGCACAGAGGGGGGCAGGAGCCAUCAACCACCGCGCCGGGGGUCGGAGAUUCGGGAGAGAUGCAACCGGACGACCGAGCAAGCCCGCCCUCCACUGCCCUGGAGAGCUUCUUGUCGGGAGUGAAUGGACUGCUUAUGGAGCACAGUGCCCAAGCUGCUGUCCGUUUCCUGUAUUUGCCCUGCCCCCCUGCCGACUCCAGCCAAUCCCAGCAGUACCUGGCUCAACUGGAGACCAUAACUCGUGACCUGGGUCCCACCCUCCUAAUCCAUGGUCUCACAAAAGUCACUUGCACUGAGCUGUGAAAAUGCUUGGCUGUGUGCACGUGUGAGAUGGAGAGAGGGAGAAAUGCAACCAAGCGGUUUAGCUUGUACUGUGUCGGUACAUUCCCCAUUAGCUGUAUACUGUACUAUUAUUGUUACACUCAGGGUUUUUCAGUUUUUUUACUAGCAAAGUAAGCUUUUAUGAUGCCACUUAUGAUAGCGUAGUUGCUAGGUUGCAAGUCAGGGUUCAUGCAGUGAACUUUUGAAUAUUAAAUGAACGUUAAAGAAUAUUUCCCUUGUGGCAUAACUACAUAUGCAAGAGGGUAAAAUAUUACUGUUUCCAGGGUCAAUGGUGAAUUAUCAAAUAAUAGAAAUGGUAAAGAAACAAAUGGUUCAGCAAAACAACAAAGCUAGUAUACACGCUAGUAAUAAGUAUCAUCAUCUAUGGAAGGCUAGCUAUUAACAUGAUUUUAUAACAAGCUGUUGUUUAAAUUAUAAAAAAAAGGAGUGAAAAAGAACCUGAUGGUUAUUUGUUGCCUAACAAACUACCAGGAAUGUGCUUCCAGGAGUGCUAUGCCAAUUUCUCUGAAGUUUCAAAGACGGUGAUGUCGGUGAUGAGUUUCUCUGCGCUUUAGUUUUUUGCUUAAUCUAAUUACCGUACAACACUGAUAAUGGUAACAAAACAAAAACAUAGACUACACUGAAAUAUCCUUUAUUUCAGAGAAAUAUAAAUUAAUUGUAAGACAUUUCUCUAUUAUUUUCAUGUAUAGUUAAAAGAAGUGUCACCCUAUAAAGCUGUGACAGUUGAUGACAUAACCUCUGAGUCAUAGAUAUAUACCCACAUACAAACAAAAUAUAAGGGCUAUGUUUCACAAGUGUAACUGAAAUUUACUUGCAGGAUGCUGAUGUUACAGGAAAAAUUCCAGAUAAAGUUACUUAUGUAAAUGUUUUUUCAGCUGUAUGUGAUGAUAUUGAAGCUAUUUUUAUGGGAAAUGUGUAGAAUGUGCUUAUGAUCACAGUGUAACCUCAGGUGCAAUGUAGUUACUGGUUGUCAUUGUGUAUCUCUGCAUAUGUUUCACUGUAUACCUUUGAGAUGACGUAACUCAUCUUCCUUAUUUAGAGGACCAGCACUUUUUACCACAGUGCCAUAACCAUGGGUCUCCUGAUCCCGUAGUUAUUUUAAAGGCUUUAAAUUCAAAGUGACUGCCUGUUUCGGGUGAUUUAGUGAUUGGGUAAAACAGGAAAUUGUGGUCCACCUGUGAGAAGGGUUAAGUUAGGUCUGGACACAGUCAAUGCCAGGAUUUGUUUUUGCACAUUGCUGUUCUGCUGAAGAUAGUCAGGCAAAAAUAAAAUGCACUGCUUCACCAGAAACGGUAAACACCUCACUGAACUUGUCAUGGCUGGACUGUAACCAUUCUGCUAUAUCUGUGAGGGAUUUUGUGUUGGAAUUUCAUUACUCUAGAUCAUGACCAAACUGCACGAACUAUCAUAUGCGCAAGUUGUCAUAUGUUAUAAAUUAUAAGUUAUACCCUACCAUGCUUUGUAUUUCCCACGAGGAAGCAUAAGCACAGUUAAACCAAUUUUUUUUUUCAAAUGAUAAUGUUGACCAAAUGGCAAUGUAUGCAGUUAUUGUCAGAAAAAUGCAGUGUUUUAUUCAUCAUGUUUUUUAAAAUAAGUGUUUUAUUUUGUUUUUAUUUACUUGCUUUUUUCUAGUUUGCAUGUGAGUUAUGAGUAAGACCUAGAUAAGUAAACUUGCUUUUUCAUUCAUAA